Molecule: messenger RNA, 1245 nt
Organism: Argentina anserina (silverweed cinquefoil)
Lineage: Eukaryota; Viridiplantae; Streptophyta; Magnoliopsida; Rosales; Rosaceae
Product: cyclin-dependent kinase B1-1-like
Exons: 8
Coding region: 1-1245 (414 amino acids)
Biological process (GO): signal transduction; regulation of G2/M transition of mitotic cell cycle; G1/S transition of mitotic cell cycle
Cellular component (GO): cytoplasm; cyclin-dependent protein kinase holoenzyme complex; nucleus
Molecular function (GO): cyclin-dependent protein serine/threonine kinase activity; cyclin binding; ATP binding
Source: RefSeq, a predicted model, not a curated record
AUGAGUAUAAAGCAGUGGGUUGCAAGUUCACCAUUAAUUGAUGUUGUGGAUGCCGACUUACAAGUGACAGAAUCAGAAGAUCGUGAUUUUGCGAACAAAGGAAGCCAACAGAUGGAAAUAUUUUAUGGGGACAUGAGUUUGAGGCAAUGGAUUGCAAAUUCACUUCCACAUAACCUUUCGGCUAGACCAAAAAUGGAGGACUACGAGAUGAGUUCGGAGAUAUUGAGGAUGGAAUCCAACUGCCUUGUAUACAAAGCCACGCACAAAGAGACCGGGGAGUUGGUUGCCAUGAGAAAGGUGACGGCGGACGACGGCGUCGCACCUCCCGCUCUCGUCCGCGAGCUGUUGGUCGCGGCGAAGUUUAGAAAAUCGGCUUACGUCGUCAACUUCCGUCAAGCACUCCGCGUCCUCGAGGACAACAAGGUUGUUUACUACGUUGUAUACGAGCUCCUAGACACCACCGAUCUCCACAGCUUCAUCGCAGCCAAACCCUUACCGUCCGACGUGGUCAAGAAAGUUCUGUUCCUGCUCCUCCAGUGCGUCCACGAGUGUCAUUCUAACGGCGUCCGCCACCGGAACCUAAACCCUAAUAAUGUGCUGGUAGACGAGAAACGAGGGAGUCUUAAAAUCGGGGCUGAUAUCGGUCAGUCGUACUCUUUCUUUGGCGAGGCUUCUGCUUCCAUUCCCGACGGGACUGUCAGUCUCCGUUACCAGGCUCCGGAGGCUUUGCUCCGAUCAACCAGGUGCAGGGCUGCGGUUGACAUGUGGGCAGUCGGCUGCAUCUUCGCUGAAAUGGUGACUGGGGAUGUUCUGUUUGUCGGGUGUGGUGGUGAUCCUAAAAAUACUGAUAAGGAGCAAUUGCGUGAGAUUUUCAGGCAGUUGGGAAAACCAACAGAGUAUGAGUGGCGAGGGGUCACUGCUCUGCCGGGUUGGGAACCCUACGAAGAAUGGGAAGGAAAGAAGAUGAAAGCUCGUUGCUAUAUGGCAGGAGAUUUGCCAAAAGAUUUGCUAGUAGGUGCAGUUCUUCUGGAACAAGAUGGAGCUGAUCUUCUUUCGAAAAUGCUUACAUAUGAUCCAGCUCAAAGAAUCACAACUAAAGCAGCAAUGGAGCACCCCUACUUCGGCGCAAUGGAGGUGUUGGAAUUGUUGUUAGAGAUGCUACUGGCUCCUUUCAGCUCCCAGGGAGUACCUUCACUCACUUGUACCGGGAUGGAAACUUUGCUGGCCCUGCAACGUGUUCUUUAG